Molecule: messenger RNA, 2242 nt
Organism: Drosophila obscura
Lineage: Eukaryota; Metazoa; Arthropoda; Insecta; Diptera; Drosophilidae
Gene: Ance-5
Product: angiotensin-converting enzyme
Exons: 4
Coding region: 144-2066 (640 amino acids)
Biological process (GO): proteolysis
Cellular component (GO): plasma membrane
Molecular function (GO): peptidyl-dipeptidase activity; metallopeptidase activity
Source: RefSeq, a predicted model, not a curated record
CUUAGUUCUCGUCGCAGUUCCAUUCGAUUCGGAAGAAACAGCGCAAAAAGCAGAGCGAGCAAGGCACAGUGCCCCAAAGCGAUAAGCUUAUCAUUACACAGUCCCAGUGCCAGGCCCAAAAACGGAAGCCAGCCCCUGUCACAAUGGGGCUCUCCACGAAGAACCUUCGACUGAUCCUGGUCUUGGCAGUGGCCCUGAUUCCGACCUUAGUGAACUGCAGCUUCAAUAGAGCCACCUCCAAUCACUCGGCCAACUAUGAGCAGUCCACACGGGAAAUCCUGGAGCAAGCCACCAGGCGAAUGCAAACCAUUUGGAACAUGAAGCAGAGGAUUUUCCUUCAGCUGACUUCCAAGGGAAAGUCACCGCUGGGCGGACAGGCGCCAAGCAAGACGGAGGUCGAAAUGGAGACCUAUCGGCUUAUGUACGAGUUGGCCGCGAAUCUGAGCGUGGUGCCCGUCAAUCAGUUGGAGGAUCCGAUGCUGCGACGUCGCGUCCAGCGCAUGGCCAAGCUGCAGCUGAAGGGCCUGCGGCCAAAGGACUACGAGCAAGCCAAGGAUCUGCUGCGGGCCAUGAGGAACUUUGUGAGCGGACCGCUUGUCUGCACCUUUGAGGAAUGCACCACGCGUCGCCCCCUGGCCAUGUAUCCGCACAUAUUCAACAAGAACAUGCGGGCCAAGCACUACGAGGAUCUGGUUCUCAACUGGUUCAGCUGGCGGCGAGCCAUCAACGACAAGGACACUGCCAAAUCCACCUUCAUCGACUACGUGCGGCUGCUCAGGAUUGCGGCCACAUACAAUGGACAUGUAACGCCAUCGAGGACGUGGUACCUCAACUACGACACCGAGAACUUCCAGGCCGAGAUGGAGGCGGUUGUGUGGGAGAUCAUGCCGCUCUACCGGGAACUGCACGCCUAUCUGCGGCACGAGGUGCAGCUCGCCUACCCCAAGGCGGACACGAAGAGCGACGGAGCUAUUGUGGCGCCGGUUAUGGAUCAGAUUCUGUCCCAGGACUGGUAUCCGCACCAGUUCUUCCGCACUCCGCACCCGAGCAGACAGCACCAGCUGCCGUCCGUCCAUCGUCGGCUGGAGGAAGUCCUCGUCACUCCCGUGAAGAUCAACAGGAAGGCCGCCGAGUUCUUCGAGUCGCUGGGCCUCAACAACAUGACCGAUGGGUUCUACGACCGCUACUCUCGCCGGAUGAACGAUGACGAGGGCGGGCCGGACUGCAAGUCGCAGGUCUACUACUUCCCACCGAACGUGGCCCUGCGCUACUGCCCCAAGUUGGACUACAAGAAGAUGAUGCAGAUCCAUGGAACGAUGGCCGAGUUGCAGUACAACAUUUACAAGCGGGAUCUGCCCUUUGGCCUGGACGUCGAACCCUGUCCGGGCUUCGGCAGUGCGCUGGCCGAGACUGUGGUCCUGGCCUCGGGCACCGCCCGGCACCUGCAUCGGCUGCACAUCUUGCUGAACGAGAGCCUCUCGGAGGAGCAGUCGCUCAAUCGGCUGUUUCGCAUGGGGGUGCACACUCUCGUGGCCGUGCCGCAGUACUUCAUCAACGACAAGUUCCUGGUGGACGUGAUGGAUGGACGGAUCGGGGUGAGGGAGUACAAUUGCGCCUACUGGCGCCUUCAGGACAAGUACGCGGGCGUCCAGCCUCCGGCCCUGCAUUCAUCGAAGGAUUUCGAUCCGGACUUUAAGUUCUAUCGGGGCAUGAACCCAGAGACCUCCAACACCAAGAAGUUUCUGUCCGAGAUCUUGGGCUUCCAGUUCUAUCGCUCGUUCUGCCUGGUCAGCGGCCAGUACAAGCCCGGAGAUCCAAAGUUUCCCCUGCACAACUGCGAUUUCUACGACAGCAAGGAGGCGGGCGAUUUGAUGCGCGAGAUGAUGCAGCUGGGGGCCACCCGGCACUGGCGUGAUGUCAUGGAGAUUGCCACGGGGGAGCGAAAGUUGAGUGGCCGCGGCAUUCUAGAGUACUUUGCACCGCUCUUCACGUGGCUGAAGGAGCGCAACAAGCAGCUGGACAUCGAGCCGGGCUGGGAUGCCGACGAUUUAUGCCGAAAGGAGUAAUAUCCGCAGCCCAGAAAGUGGGUAACUUACUCGCAUAUAUGCCUUACGUAUCGUAUUAAUCUCCAAGUUGAUCCUUCAAUUAAACUGUUGGAACAUUUCCUAAAGGAUUCAUUAAAGAACUAAAAAUACAAUCAAUAUAAAUAUAAUCCCUUGCUUUGCCCUUCUUUUUCUCUUAA